AUGCAAGUAUACUUUGUUUUGUUAUUCAUCGCUUUGGUUUUUAUUGUUGGUUUUCAUGCGAAACCAAUGAACUUCAAUACCGAAGAUGACAGUAAUGAUGAAAUGGAAAAUGUCAAACGUGGUGGCAUUGAUCCAGAAUGUACACUUAGUUGUACAAAAUGGUGGUGGUGUCGUGCUAGUGGAUGGUUCUUGAAAAAAUGUGAAAAACCAGCAGGAUGUAUCUGCGAUCAAUUUGCUUGGGAAAAAUAA
This is a messenger RNA of Adineta ricciae, 249 nucleotides long. Lineage: Eukaryota; Metazoa; Rotifera; Eurotatoria; Adinetida; Adinetidae. The record is from the annotation of a GenBank genome assembly.